AUGCAGCAAGUUCACAAUCAUAGAUAUUCGCAGAAACCUACAGCAAUUCGGCAGCGUCCACGCACCUCCAACUCGCAAAGGUCGGAAACCAACCGUAAUACCGCUAAUGAUCGACGCGCUCUGCGACCACCUGUCGAAAAACCAGGCCUGUACCUCAAUGAGAAGGCUGUCUUCCUUUGGGAUAAGUCUCGCACGAUGAUCACAACAUCUAGCAUCAGAAGAGCCCGACAGCAUGUAAAAGAGCGUAAUACCGAUUUACUAUAUCUCCAUAAUUUAUCGGACUUUCAGUCGUAUCAUCUAGUUUAUGUGGAUGAAUCUAGAUGUGAUAAGAGGACUGGGUUUCGGCGGACAGGCUGGUCACCACUUGGCGUGGCCCCUUUGCAGGUAUCGCAGUUCCAUCGCGACCAGCGAUAUCAGAUUCUACCUGCGUAUGCGCAGGACGGGAUCAUCCUCUCGCGUGUAUUUCGCGGUGCAACUGACGGCACUGUCUUCGAAGACUCUUGA
Messenger RNA from Penicillium psychrosexuale, 504 nucleotides. RefSeq lists its product as uncharacterized. NCBI's taxonomy places the organism in Eukaryota, Fungi, Ascomycota, Eurotiomycetes, Eurotiales, Aspergillaceae. The transcript has a single exon. The record is from RefSeq and is a predicted model, not a curated record. Bases 1 to 504 code for a protein of 167 amino acids.